This is a messenger RNA of Solenopsis invicta (red fire ant), 1335 nucleotides long. Its product is annotated as cuticle protein 21.3. NCBI's taxonomy places the organism in Eukaryota, Metazoa, Arthropoda, Insecta, Hymenoptera, Formicidae. Bases 105 to 992 code for a protein of 295 amino acids. The record is from RefSeq and is a predicted model, not a curated record. The transcript has 2 exons.
GCCCAAAAUUCGAUUGAACCCCCUACAAGUUUACCUGCGUAUAAAUAGUGGUCGACAGCUGCCUCUUCGGCAGAAACCCAGUAGUUGUUCCACUUCAGAGCAAAAUGGCAUUCAAGUUCAUCUUGCUCGCAGCCUUCGUUGCGGCAGCGAGCGCCGGCGGACCAGCGGCCUACGACAUCGGCACAGUGUCCGCCGAUCACAACAGCAUCGGCUACAGCCAGGAGUCGACGCAGAAGGGCUACGCCGGCCAGAAUGUGGUGUCCUCGUACAGCCGCGCCGAGGACUCCGCGCACUCAUCGGUACGCGUGAGCAACAGCCACGUGAGCAACGACGCCCUUCUGGAGCAACACGCGAUCGGCUACGGCUACGCCGCACCGGCCUUGGCCAAGCCCCUGAUCGCCGCGCAGCCGUUGAUCGCCAAAACCGCAUACGCCGCCGCGCCAGCCUUGGCGACGUACGCCGCUCAACCUGCCCCGUUGCUCGCUAAGAGCACCGCCUAUGCCGCGCCUGCUUACGGACAUUACGGAUACGCUGCCGCGCCCGCUUACGGACAUUACGGAUACGCCGCCGCCGCACCCGCUUACGGACAAUACGGACAUUACGGAUACGCGGCCGCGGCCGCGGCCGCGCCGAUCUUGGCCGCAAAGGCGCCCGCUUACGGAUACGGAUACGGAUACGCCGCACCCGCUGCCUACGGUUACGCCAGCCCGCUUCUGGCCAAGACCUAUGCCGCCCCCGCCCCACUCAUCGCUAAGACCGCUGCGUACACGACCUACGCCGCGCCAGCAUUGCCAGCAACCCCCCUGAUCGCCAAGGCUGCUUAUGCCUCCCCGCUCAUCUCCAAGACCUAUGCCGCCCCGGUUCUAGCCAAGCCCGCGAUCGCCGCCGCGCCGAUAAUCGCCAAGACGUACGCCGCCCCUUACUCGUACGAGACGGCUGCACCCGUGGUGCACGCCACUUUCAGCGGCUUCGGCACUAGCUAUGCCUGGUAAACAUAAUUCCGGAAACUGCACGUCUUUCGCCAUCGUUCACCCUCUUCGUACUUCUCCCUCUGGUACACGCGCAAUAUUUUCCACGUAGAUGUGUAUAUAAUAUUUAUAGUUUAUAAUAUUUUUAUAUUUAUACCUCAUUGUAUACACGUACAUAACAUUCUACUCUAUCUUUCAAUAGAAACAAAAGACAUACCUUCUAUACUAUACUUAUAGAAUCCCUCACAUUGGAAACCUUCGUACAGAACACAUUUCUUAAAAUACAGUUACCCACUUUUUUACAGAUUAGUAGCGAACAGAAAUUUUGCUAUAUUUGAGAUAUGAAUAAAGCGAACUUGUUAAUACA